Suillus clintonianus is the source of this 420-nucleotide messenger RNA. RefSeq lists its product as uncharacterized. NCBI's taxonomy places the organism in Eukaryota, Fungi, Basidiomycota, Agaricomycetes, Boletales, Suillaceae. The transcript is spliced from 2 exons. The annotation marks the transcript as partial. The record is from RefSeq and is a predicted model, not a curated record.
AUGUCGGGUCAAAGGUCAAAAAUCGAUGAACAGAGCCUUCCUGUAACUCAAGAACGUGACAAAGACGCCGAUUCGAAGUUUUGGGCAACCUACGAAAAAGUUUCGACGGAGUACGAUGACGACUUCCUCGCGCGGGCGAAUGAUGAUAUGGGUAUCAUCUUGACCUUCGCUGGUUUAUUCUCAGCUGUCAAUUCUACCUUCAUCGUCGGAAUGCAACCCAAUCCGGGAGAUACUACAAACGUCCUCUUGCUCUACCUGAUCCAAAUGACAGCUAACGGCACAAACACUGUAAAUGACAUCAGCAAUCUCUCCUCGACCACCGGGUAUUCUUCUUCGACUGUCUGGAUGCAAACACUCGCCUAUGCCAGCCUCGCAUUUAGCGUCUUGGCCGCGUUCGGGGCUGUGUUGGGGAAGCAAUGG